UUAUGUUGGCACCACAACCGUACUCGAAGUAAUAGUACUCUGUCACCCUGUCAGUGGUUGAAUUGUUCAGGAUUUUCAGGGGAGAACACAUUUGGACACGAUUCACUAGUAUUCGUACGUCACUGCAGGAACGAUCGGCAUGAGUAGCGCGAGCCUUGGCUCCUAUUACCCAGCGACGUUGUGAUCAGUGGCGCUGAGAUUUGAAAUACAAUGAAUGAUAAUUGUUUAGUGCGGGCUUUCUGUUGAGCUAUUUGAGUACAAACCUGUGCAUUCAAUCAACCCAGCUCUAGCUGCUAGAGUUGGUCACGCUAGUGUGACGUCACCAGCAUGGCCUCAACAGCGCCGCCACGUUCUCUGCCGUUUGCUGUGGAUGUACAGGGAUUCGACCAGACACGGUUGAAGAAGCAGAAACCGCCGCGCGUACGCAGCAAGCCACGAGUGCGCAGAAUGGCGCGGGCCAGGCGCCAUGACCCGAACAAGGAGACGACGGCGGACAUUGCCGGCAAGCAGGCGCCGAACGCGGCCGACCAGCUCGCCUACGAGAUGCUGGUGCAGCGAGUGCGAGCGCACCGCGUGAUCCCGUUCAUCGGGGCCGGCAUGUCCAUGCCCUCGCUGCCCAGCUGGUAUACACUGCUGAAGGAGGUGGGAGAGAACCUCGGCAUCACGCUGGACCCGAGCGCGCCGGGCUUUGCGCCCAUGGUGGCCACCGAGCGCCUGAGGGACGAGGUGCACAAGCGAAACGCGCGCAUAGCACGCGAGGCGGCCGCAGCUCCGCCGCCGCCGUCGUCGUCAUCCCAGUCGUCAUCAUCCAGCGGCGGGUCAGCACGUUCCGGCAAGCGUACAUUGGAAAGGCAAAAGUCGCGCGUCGUGUCGAGCGACUUGGCGGAUGAGAUUCUCUCCGUGUUCCGUACGUUCCUGAAGAAGCAUGGGGAUGACGUGGACAACAUGCUGGGCCCCAUGCUCCUUGCUGAGCCCACGCCUGGUCUUAUCCAUAACGACAAGUUAAAGCAGGCAUUACAGUUACCCGUGUCGCUCAUGAGCGGACCUUGGCCGCUGGUCAUGACCACUAACUGGGACAGUUUCCUGGAGGCUGCAUUUGAACUAUUACAGGACGCAAACGGAGAUAAGGAGCCACUUGACGUGUGGGACGCCGACCAUCCAAGCUCUCAGCACUUCUAUCGCCGUGCAAGCCGAACGAUUGUCAGAUACCGGGCCGAUGUGCAGGAGGUGUUUGCCGAGCUACGUGCUGGACUCAACCCUCCGCGUCUGCUCAAGCUUCAUGGCGAUUUCACGUUGAAAGGGCGGCCAGAGCUUGUGGCCGGACACGCCGAUUACCGUCGUCUCAUGGUGCAUGGUAUUGCGUUCACUAGAUUGCUACAGUACAUCUCGUCAAACUACUCGCUGAUGUUCUACGGCUCCUCGCUCACCGACACUGAUCUGUUGGCCAUGUUGGACAGUCUGGUGGAGAGUUUGGGAGGUGAGGUCGGGCCUCAUUUCUGGCUGACGGCCGAUGAGGUGUCCAACGAACGAGUGAACUUCCUUCGCCGCCACUACAACGUCUACACUAUCCGUACUCCGAAAGCAUAUCAGUUUAAGGAGCUGUCACAUCUGAUGAUCGGUAUUAGUAACAAAGGCUGGCGCGUGCCUGAUCCACUGUCGUUCAACAAGAUCUCAUUCAAUUACGAGGUGGAGUUGUCGGACGCUCUGAUGUGCACCAAUGGUUCCACCCAGUCAGCAAUGGAACUGUCAGUCGACGACCUCCUUUGCACCGCCAUCGUGUCAACAGUCGACUCGGGUAAUUUGGAGAUAAAUCCAUCGUCGCCGAUGUCGAUCGUACCAACUCGCACACGAAUCCGCGUUACUCUUGUUGCAACGGCACGGAGUUGA
This is a messenger RNA of Sycon ciliatum, 1887 nucleotides long. RefSeq lists its product as uncharacterized. NCBI's taxonomy places the organism in Eukaryota, Metazoa, Porifera, Calcarea, Leucosolenida, Sycettidae. The coding region runs from base 328 to 1887 and encodes 519 amino acids. The transcript is spliced from 9 exons. The record is from RefSeq and is a predicted model, not a curated record.